Messenger RNA from Pieris brassicae (large cabbage white), 2136 nucleotides. Its product is annotated as myeloid differentiation primary response protein MyD88-like. Gene Ontology annotation, biological process: signal transduction. NCBI's taxonomy places the organism in Eukaryota, Metazoa, Arthropoda, Insecta, Lepidoptera, Pieridae. The coding region runs from base 132 to 1304 and encodes 390 amino acids. The record is from RefSeq and is a predicted model, not a curated record. Gene Ontology annotation, molecular function: protein binding. The transcript has 6 exons.
AGCUACGGGCUACCUAAAUAUUUUGUUGUUUAUGUAAUUAAUUAAUAUUUUAUUUUGUUAUAGAAUAUUGUCGAAAUAUUGAGUUAGUCCGAAAUGAAAGUGAAUUAAAAUAUUUGGAAGAAACAGAGACAAUGAGCAUGACUGUAGAAACUGAUUUAGGGCGCUCGCCACUGUCCCGACUUACUAAUGAAUCUCGAAAUUUACUAUCCUCUCUGCUUAACACAAAAAAGAUACUUCCCUGUAUUUGUCCUGACCAAAUUAAGCGUCACAGAGAUUGGAGGGGAGUAGCAUCACUUGCCAACAUUUCAUCUGAAAUAGCAGCAAGCAUAAAAGAAUACAAUGAUAAGACUGGCAGAGUCUUAGAUUUAUGGAUACAGCGUAGUGAUGGCACAAGUACUAUAGCAAAGUUGCUAGAAAUACUGCGAUGGAUAGACCGAUAUGAUGUUCACGAUGAUUUAUUGGAACUAGCAAGGAAUAAUCAACUCUUGGCCCAUCCUGUAAGUGGUGUGCAGAUUCAUGGUGGUGUACCACAUGUCACAGGGGACAAUGAAGAAGAUCUCAUUACUUUUGAGGAUAAACAAUUUGGAACACCCCAACAUUAUCAUGCCUUUGUGUUGUAUGCAGAGGAAGACAGUCAUUUUGUUAAAGAUCAACUUCUCACGCGAAUGAGAAAUGAAGGUUUUAGAAUGUGUAUCGAAGAAGACCUUCUGCCAGGACACAAUACCCGAUUUGCUGCUGUGGCACGUCUAUUGACAGAGAGGUGCCGUAAAAUAAUUCUUAUCUUCUCUCCUGAUUUUCAUGUCAGCCCUGCUAUUAGGUUUUACACAAACUUGGCUCAGGCUGAUGGUAUUGUUAAACGAGAGCUCAAGUUACUGCCUAUAGAGCUAGUUCCGACGGUGUUACCGGCGAACCUGAGGCACUACUUCUGUCUCAAAUACUCCACAGAAUUGUCCAAGAUCUGUAAUUUUUGGGUGAAGCUCCAAAUGUCUUUGGAAACCAAAGAGUUGCCUAGACUGCACUCGACGUCAUCCACCCACUCGGCCGUGAACAUAACGGAGAUCACGGAGCAAGCUAUCGAAGCUCCUCCGUCUAAGGAUUACUUAGCCCUGCCGAGCGUUCCCAGGACGUCUUCCUCCCUCACCGGUCUAGACUCGAUCGACAUUGAUUACAAGACUCACAUACAGCACGACACGAAGUCCCUCUCGCCGUCCAGCGACAAAAAAAAGAAGGACGGAUAUUUUACGAAUAUUUUUAAUAAGCUCAAAGGUAAGAAGCACAAAAAGGCAAUAAUGCUACCGAACUGACGAAACUUGGCUCGUGAUGUAAAUUUCGAUUAUUCCAUUUAUAUUAUUUAGAACAAUUAAGAUGUAUCAUAAUGAAUAUGUUGUGUUGAGAUGCGUUUGAUCUCACGAUAAAUGCAUUUUGAAAAGUUCUAAGCUUACGCAUCGGCGGGUGAUGAUGGUGAUGAUGGUCACAUGGUGAAAAUGUUUUCUGGUCGGGCCUGCCUCGUUGCUCUGUAAACACUAAUGGCUACGUCUUUUGGGUUCUUUAAAAAUUGUAAUUACCUGAUAAAAGCAAAAACGGAGUAGAGCUACUGAUAUUUGAUAAUUCGUUUAAAAACUCAUGUAUUUUGUAAGUAAAUUUUGAAUGUUACCAUUAUCGUUGCAAUAUUUAUUGCUUAUAAAGCAAAUUUUGCCUAAUUAAGAGGAAUCUAGGAAAAGUAUUAAAAAAAUAUUUGUUAUUUAUUAUUGGAAGGAAUUUUGUUUAAUGACAAGCGUAACGAGAUUAUAAUGAAUCUAUAGAGCCUAAUCGUUGAACCGGGAUUGAGGUCAUCAUUUUUAGAAAAAAGAAAAUUGCUGGACAAUUAUUAUUCAAAUCAUCGAUGUAGAAGUUUCAACCAUUAUUUGGCUUAAUUAAAAAUUACAAAAUGAAGCUAGCAAUUUUAAAGAUACAAUUGCAUUUAAAUAAAUAAAAAUAUUUUCAAAGACAAUUUGUUUUGGAUAGAAUAGAUACAGAGACAAUAGAGCCAAUAUACCAAUAAUUCAGCAUUUAAAUUUCUAUUUAUCGGUAAAAAGUAUAUUUACACGCUACUACAUGCAAAGUCAGGGUGCUUCCAAGAGUUAUAUUUGUAUGUAU